Messenger RNA from Parastagonospora nodorum SN15, 1611 nucleotides. RefSeq lists its product as hypothetical. Gene Ontology annotation, cellular component: proton-transporting V-type ATPase, V1 domain. The record is from RefSeq and is a predicted model, not a curated record. Gene Ontology annotation, biological process: ATP metabolic process; proton transmembrane transport. The coding region runs from base 1 to 1527 and encodes 508 amino acids. The transcript has 7 exons. Gene Ontology annotation, molecular function: ATP binding; proton-transporting ATPase activity, rotational mechanism. Lineage: Eukaryota; Fungi; Ascomycota; Dothideomycetes; Pleosporales; Phaeosphaeriaceae.
AUGCCCGACGUUAUAGACCCCCGCAUGAUGUCGGUCCAGCCGCGCAUACGGUACAACACGAUCGGCGGCAUCAACGGUCCAUUGGUCGUCCUCGAUAAUGUCAAAUUCCCACGAUACAACGAGAUCGUGUCCUUGACGCUGCCUGAUGGCACCGAGCGCUCUGGACAGGUCCUAGAAGCUCGAGGAAACCGAGCCGUCGUCCAGGUUUUCGAGGGCACCACUGGUAUCGAUGUCAAGAAGACCAAGGUCGAGUUCACCGGCCACAGCUUGAAGCUCGGUGUCUCCGAGGACAUGUUGGGCCGUAUCUUUGACGGUUCAGGAAAGGCCAUCGACAAGGGCCCCAAGGUGCUCGCAGAGGACUACCUCGACAUCAACGGCAGUCCCAUCAACCCCUACUCCCGAGUGUACCCCGAAGAAAUGAUCUCGACCGGUAUCUCUGCCAUCGACACGAUGAACUCGAUUGCCCGUGGCCAGAAGAUCCCCAUCUUCUCUUCGUCUGGUCUGCCCCACAACGAGAUUGCUGCGCAGAUUUGUAGACAGGCCAGUCUGGUCGGAAAGCCCACCAAGGGCGUACACGACGGCCACGACGACAACUUCUCCAUCGUUUUCGGUGCCAUGGGUGUCAACUUGGAGACGAGCCGUUUCUUCACCAAGGACUUUGAGGAGAACGGCAGUAUGGAGCGUGUCACCUUGUUCUUGAACUUGGCCAACGACCCAACCAUCGAGCGUAUCAUUACGCCCCGUCUUGCCCUCACCACUGCCGAGUACUACGCCUACCAGCUCGAGAAGCACGUCCUCGUCAUUCUUACCGACUUGUCUUCCUACUGUGACGCUCUCCGUGAGGUUUCCGCCGCCCGAGAAGAAGUGCCUGGUCGUCGUGGAUACCCCGGUUACAUGUACACAGAUUUGUCCACCAUCUACGAACGUGCUGGUCGUGUCGAGGGUCGCAACGGAUCCAUCACCCAGAUCCCCAUUCUGACGAUGCCCAACGACGACAUCACACAUCCCAUCCCCGACUUGACGGGUUACAUUACGGAAGGCCAGAUCUUCAUUGACCGUCAACUCGACAACAAGGGUAUCUACCCGCCUAUCAAUGUCUUGCCCUCGCUUUCCCGUCUGAUGAAGUCCGCUAUUGGAGAAGGCCGUACUCGUAAGGACCACGGCGACGUUUCCAACCAGCUGUACGCCAAGUACGCCAUCGGUCGUGAUGCCGCCGCCAUGAAGGCGGUCGUUGGUGAAGAGGCGCUUUCGUCUGAGGACAAGCUGUCCCUCGAGUUCCUUGAGAAGUUCGAGCGCUCUUUCAUCGCCCAGGGUGCCUACGAGAAGCGCACCAUUGAGGAAUCGCUCGACCUGGCCUGGUCGCUCCUCCGCAUCUACCCCAGAGAAUUGCUUAACCGUAUUCCCGCCAAGGUUCUCGACCAGUACUACUCAAGGAGUCGCAGCGAGAAGAAGGCGACGAAGGACACCCGGGACAACUCGGAGGAGCAGCAAGAGGGACAACAGGACGAGAACUUGAUCGACGUCUAAGCGUCAACUAAACAUAGUUAUGCAUGUAGUUUUGAGUUUGUGAUAGAUCACUGUGAGCGGCAUCUAUGAAAUUGCGUAUAUACG